UGCAUCGCGGCGUUUUUCUCACUCCAGCUGUGAGCGGUGUCGCUUCGGAGGACAGCAGUGCACAGAUGUGUGUGUUUCCCGUGUCAGUCGGUGUCUGAACGGAUCGGCACACCCGGGGACAUCGCUGAGCUCGACGACGGCGGAUGCCGCUGAAAGCGCGGAGCUCGGCCCGGAGGAGGAGAAAGAGUCCGGAUGAGGAGCGAUCCGCGGAGGCUGCUCCUUCCUCAGCUCAGGUGAUGGCACCCACGCGAAUGAAGUUGCGUGUGCGUCGCCGUGACAAUGCAGCCGCAGGUGCUGCUGGACGUGGUGCUCCGCCGGAAGAAGAGGAGGAGCAGAGGAGUCGAGAGAGUGGCAGCAGGAGGAAGAGCGCCAGCAGAUCUUCAGCUGCUGCCGCCACCACCACCUCCUCAUCCUUGUCUCCACCUACAUCUUCUGCCUCAACGUCGGCGCGGCCGCCUAUGAUGGCUGCAGAGGAGGCAUCACCAGACUCCAAGUGCCCCAUCUGCCUGGACCGCUUCAACAAGCUGGCAUACCUGGAUCGCUGCAAGCACCGCUUCUGCUUCCCAUGUAUUCAGGAGUGGUCUCACAAAAAGCCAGAGUGUCCGCUCUGCAAGCAGCCCUUCACCUCCAUCUUUCACCGGAACCAUGCCGAAGAUGAUUUCAAGGAGUACUCGCUGCGCCCGGCACCCGCCAGCAGCAGUGUGGCUUCCACUGUGGCAAUGGUGGCGGCAAUGGCAUCAGCCGCCAGGAACAGCCACCAGAUGAGGCUGAUGCUGAGGAGGCACCGGGUGCCAGAGACUGGUGAGACAACCACGAGGAGGCGGCGAAGGGAAAGAGGAGGCAGAAGGGCGGAGGAGAGGGCGGGGAUUUGGGAGUGGUACCUCGAUUCUCCUACUCUUCCUCUUCCUCCUCUUCCUCAUCCUCCAGUCGUCACUGAGGAUAGUGAGGAUGGGGAGGAACAGGGGAUAAGAGGUGGGGCUGAAAUGGCAGAGCGGGGCGUGGUAUUUGAAGGACUAACAGGCCUCGGAGGUGCGGUGGCACCCAUUGCCCCUAAUGACCGGGCAUCACGUCAGCUGAUGAGUCGCCUGGCGGCGAGGCAGCGGCUGCAGCGUGAAGGUGGAACCGUGCGGCGACUGAGGGAAAGAGAGACUGUGGCUUUUCGCCGCGAACUCUAUCGCUGCGGAAUUCGGGUUCGUGGCAUUGGCGGAAUACCCGAGAACCAAUGGCAAUGGCAGCGUGACGUCACAGCAGAGGGCUUCCGUCAGAACCCUGCCCACUUGAACAGGCUCCGCCCCUGGCUGCGGCGGGAGCUGACGGUGCUGUAUGGCUCGCACACCUCACUGGUCGACAUUGUUCAGCGCAUCAUCAUUGCCAGGCUCGCCCGCUACGGUCUGGAGAACACACCCAUCAUAGAAGAAGAGCUGCGGCCAUUCCUGCUGGCACGCACCGAGCACUUCAUGCAUGAGCUGGUCAGCUUCGCCCGCUCACCGCUCAGCCUGGACAACUACGACCUGCAGGCGGUGUAUGAGCCGCCGGAUGCUGCAGUGGAGCUGGAUGGGAUGAGCAGCUCGUCCGAGGGCAGCUCCGUCAUCGCCAUCUCUGAGGAGGAGGAGGAGAGGACAAGAGGAGGAGGUUCAGAGGAGAGGCCGGAGAGGGAGGGGGGAGCUCAUGAUGACAUCAUCCAAACAGCAAGUGUUCUGAGUCUGUCGGGCUGGGAUGACGAAACGCCAGGCCCCUCCUACUCGACUGCUGAGCCUUCAUCUUCAUUCAGCCCUGCCCUACCAGAGGCAGCCAAUCAGGAUGGAGGAGAAAGGCUGGAAGAAGAGGAGGAGUGUCUCAUAGUUGGGUACAAGAAGCCGAUUGCCGAGCGGACGCCGGAGUUGGUCCAACUCUCCUCUGACACUGAGGAAGAGGAGGAGAAGAAGAAAAAAGAGGAGGAGCUUCCUCCUCCCCCAUCUGCCACACCUCCUCUUUCUUACCUAUCCAUGAUCCCUCCCUCCACAUCUGGUACCUAUAGAGAGGAGCAGGACAAGGGGCAGAAAGAUGGCGAAGUGGCAGGGCAGCAUGCACGUGCACGCUCAUGGUCGGGGAGUUCGGGUCGGAGCAGGAGCUCUGUGUGCACGCUCAGCCCAGCAACACCUGGAGACAGCGAGCGGCGGCGGGAGACAGGGAGCUGGAGAGACAGGAAGUCUGCUGGUGAAGCAUCAAGGGAGAAGAGGAGGAAGAGAAAGCGGGAGCGGAGCACCGACCGGCACAGGAAGAGCGGCACCCUGUUUAACCCAAACCGCUCCAUUUAUCCCGCCAUGAUGCGGCACCGCUCCCCAUCGCCGUUCGACUCCAGCGCCGACUCCAGCUCCCUGCCGUCGCCCAGCCCGCCGGACUCCAGCUGGGAGUACCCCUGUGCCCAGGUGUCCCCUCUCACUUCCUCCGUCUCCUCUCCGUCCCACUCAUCAUCCUCACCGCGUCCUCCACCACCACCGCGCACGCCACCGACGCCCUCGCUGUCCCCCAGCAACCGCAGCGGCCCUCACCACGGGGAGAAACCAGGUGGGAAGAGGAAGUACAAGAGCCGCCACCUAGACAACAACGUCAAGGACCCCACAUGGAGGCCGAGUAGCAGUGGCGGCGGUCGCAAGGAGAAGAGGAAAGAGAGGAGAAGGAGGAGGGAGAGAGAGAGAGGGAGGAGAAGAGAGAGGCACAGGAGGGUGAGCAGUGGCUACGGUGGAGAGAGCAGCCGGAGGUCCAGAGAAGAUCGCAGUCCCAGCGUGGAGAUCAUCUAUGAGGGCACCAUCACCUCUGAGGGGGUGCAGCCUUCAGCCCGUAAACGGCGCAGGAAACGUCAUCGCAAGGCCCAGCAAAGCAGCUCUCCAGUCAUCAUCACCCUGGAUAGCGACAGCAGCCGUGACGACCCCAACAACAAAAACAGCGGCAGCAUCAGCAGCAGUCCGCUCAGCAGCCAGCAGACCGUCGACUUCUCAGACCUUCCUCCUCUCCCGUUGGUGCAUUCGGCCGGCGUGAGCAGUGUGUUGGACGCUGAAAUCGGAGACCUUCCCGUCGACAUUCUGGACCGAGGAUCGGGGUCGGACACCGAGCCGGCGGGCCAGUCCAAAGCUACGGUCCAAGGCUACAGUGAUCAUGAGGUGGAUGUGGAGAAUGUGGACGAUGACGUGGAAGGACCAGUCACAGUGACAAAGACACCUGACCCUGAAAGUCAAAGAGAGGCGGGGACUGCGGGUGAGGGUUCGCAGCCAAUGGGAGAGCACGAUGCUGCCCACGUAAUGACGGAUCUGCUUCACAAAAGACUUCCUGAAGCCUCAACCUCUGACAGCCACCUGUUGGCCUCCAUCCUCAGUGACCUGGACAGGAUCUCUGCACCUAAAUGUGAAGCCUCUUUGAACAUUGAGGCCAGGUGCUCGCCAGACUCCAGAAAAAGGCGUUACAGAGAUCCGUGUGCCGUCAGUCAGGCUCAUCAACAGCAGGGCGGCUGGGUGGCCGAUUUCCCAGAGGAGCAGCAGUCUGACGUCAGAGCCCAGAAUCAGGAAUCUACCUCCAUCGACUCGCCGCCUCCUCUCAAGCAAUGGAAGGAGUGCAGGGUUGGCGAGGAGGGCAGGGACGCUCCUCCGCUCCUCAGACAGGCUAGCCCGGUUCGGUCGUACAACAGAAACACACCGCCACCGCUAAAACACAAAGAUGCUGGGAGCCCACGCCACUCUCCCCUCUUUAAUAGUGACCUUCGCUCACAUCACGCCUCCUCUGACCCAGUUCUGCACAGUUUGAAUCCCACUGACUCCCCCUCAGACUCCCGUUUGGCUGCUAAGCUGCCCAAUGACAGCGAGGCCAUCCCACCCAUUUCUACACUGAAGAGACAUUUGACGAGCAUGUUGGCGCUCAGCGGAGAUCCAGCAUCCACGAGCAGCAUUUCAGCUAAAGCCCGAGCACUAACCACUGACUUCCAUCCCUCCGGUCACAGACUACCCGUCGGUACCUCCUCGUCUUUUGGCUGUGAAACGACUCCCACGGCUGCUGAUUAUUAUUCCUUCAACCCAUCAGCUUUACAUUCCAGCAGAGAAAGCACGAUGGGCAUAUCCUCCAGUCACUCACCUGUUGACUUAAAUCCUGUGACUUCUUCAUCUAACACUGAUUUCCAUUCAGCUGCUGGCUGGUCCAAAGAGACACCAGCUCAUCCUCACUCUACCUCCAGAGGCUGCGUGAAUAAGACUACAAACUCCUUCUGGCCACCACUUGUCGACCUCCAUCCAUUCAGCAGUGUUGCUGGAGCGCCCCCGGCAGGUAGUAGAGUGUCCUCAGGAGUCAACUCUCAUGACACACUACUUCCUGUUUCUGUUACUGAUCCCAGGACUCAAAAAGCCUCCUCACCCUCUGACUCCCCCUCUUCCAGUAAUCUGUCUCUAAUUGGCUCAACAGCAGCACCCAGCAGCAUGCCGUCCACCAUGAAUCUGCAUCCUGUUGACUUCCACUCUUCCAGUGCAGCCUCAGGAGGACGGACAGACAGGGACACGACGUUGGCGGUCAGUCGUGAGGAAAGGCUGCCCCCUGAGUUGGACUGUAGGGGUCCUAACUUACAAUCUUCUUGUUUGACUGACGCACGCUUGAACCACACAGCCUUCUCCUCCUCCAGCGCUCCCCCCGAACACAGCAUUAGCUUCCACACCUCACACAAAACAUCCAAACUCGGCACUGACUCAAGUCUCUUCCACCCCAACCACGUUGACCCCCGCUCAAAGCAUAACCUCCCCCCUGACUCUGAGCCUCCACCACCAAAAUUCUCUCGGAGGGGCUUUGAGCACCACACAGACAAUCACAUCACACCUGAGAGCCAGCGCAACUCGAACUCCCCCACCGACGCCCAUCCGUACGAACGCUCGGCCACAUAGGACACAGUAAAAUGAUAGAUUACACUGCUCUGAGUAAAUGUCAGGGAAGACUUGAUGUUUUUUACUUUCAGUAUCAUUUUUCAUGAAUUGUUUAUAAGAUUGUGUUUUAAAAUUUAACUCAAAGUUCAUGUCUUCGUAACAAAUACAUUCCUGGUCAUUUCGUUUGAGGCAGCGACAUCAAGUUGAUUGUUUGGACUUGAGCACUGUUGUAUACUUUUCAUCUUAAAAUGUAUGUAACUUCUAUUAUUUUAAUCAUGGAGGGCAGGGGCGUGAAAGCCCUCAAAAGUUUAUUGAUCUUUUUUUAAAUUUUAUUUUUCAUGGUCAACCUGCUUCAGCAGGUUAAAAAGUAAACAUCAUAGAAUGAUUCCAGAGUAAAGUCUUCUCAAUCACAUGUAGUCCAACAAAGGUAGCUCUAGUCUAAAGUAACAAAACCACUGUCAGCUGUUUCAGGGGGCAAAAAAAUGCCUGAAUUUGGCAGUGAUGGAAAUGACACUCGGCUUCAUGCUUGUGUAAAUGAGUGGAUGUUUGUGUGUUUACAUGUUCUGUGUGCAAAAAAAAAAAAAAACCCUCAAAAGUUUGGUCUUAAAAUUUGUGUUUUACAGUAAUGUAAAAAACAAAACAAAAAACAAGCAUUUUGUUUUUAUAUAUUUGAAUAUAUUGAAAAUGUCGGCAGUGGCAACUGAUGAGAAAAGUAAUGAAUCAAUAAAGUUUUCUGUAUUCUGA
Messenger RNA from Archocentrus centrarchus (flier cichlid), 5618 nucleotides. RefSeq names its product topoisomerase I binding, arginine/serine-rich b (gene toporsb). The record is from RefSeq and is a predicted model, not a curated record. Lineage: Eukaryota; Metazoa; Chordata; Actinopteri; Cichliformes; Cichlidae. Gene Ontology annotation, biological process: protein monoubiquitination; protein polyubiquitination. The transcript has 4 exons. Bases 144 to 4895 code for a protein of 1583 amino acids. Gene Ontology annotation, molecular function: metal ion binding; ubiquitin protein ligase activity.